GCAAGUCAAGUUCAAGUUCUUGUUUGGUGAACUUUACAGACAUCGCCAGGAGUUCAAAGAUGAAUUUCGGUGUGGUGAAGGGCACUGUACGCUUGUGCAUUCUCAAGACAAUGUUGUUCCCUCGGUACUGCCUGUCCACGGCGGCAGCCUGCCACUCGCCCGUCCGUGUGCGACUGCUGCCCAGCCCGAAGUGCCUCUUUGACGAGCCGGUACAAGUGAAAGUGGAGGGACUCUCCCCGAACCAGGAGGUCGUUCUGAGAGCGAAGCUGACAGACGAAAAGGGGGAGCUGUUCCAGUCCUCCGCCGCGUACCGGGCAGACGGGAUCGGUGAGAUUGAUUUGUCCCGGUCACCUGCUCUGGGCGGCAGCUUCUCCGGUACCGACCCUAUGGGUCUAUUCUGGUCAUUAAGCUCCAAAAAUGCUCACAAAAAACUAGUAAAGCGAGACGUGCGAACCCCUUUCCUCGUCGAUAUCGAGGUGUACAGCGACGGGGAUACGGAGGGGCAGCUGCUCGCCAAGGAGACUAACGAGAGAGGCUUCCUCGCAGAAGGCGUACAGAGACUGCCCGUUAGGGAGGGCAGAGUUCGGGCAACCCUCUUUUUACCGCCCGGCAGGGGUCCCUUCCCCGGGGUGCUGGACAUGUACGGGACAGGGGGCGGUCUGCCCGAGUACAGAGCCAGCCUGCUGGCCAGCCGGGGGUUUGCAGUCCUGGCCCUCGCCUACUACAGCUACCUGGACCUGCCCAAGGACAUGAGGGAGCUGGAGCUGGAGUACUUCGAGGAGGCUGUGAGCUUCCUCAGGACACAUCCACAGGUGAAAGGUCCUGGUAUAGGUGUCCUGGCAAUCUCUAAAAGUGGGGACCUGGCGCUGUCCAUGGCUUCCUUCUUGCCUGGCAUCUCUGCCAUCGUCAGCAUCAACGGCUGCAAUGCCAAUACGCUGUUUCCCCUGCAUUACAAGGGCACCGUCGUCCCUCCCUUGUCAUUUAAAACAAGCAGGCUAUUCCUCACCAAGUCUGGGAUCGCAAACAUCAGGGACACCCUCAAUAACCCCACCGAGGAGGAGAAUCGCCAAAGCUUGAUCCCGAUCGAGCAAGCGCAGUGCAGAUUCCUCUUCGUUGUUGCGGAGGAUGACCAGAACUGGAAGAGCCCAUUCUACACAGAAGAGGCAGCCAAGAGGCUCCGGGAACACGGGAAGGAUAACUGUGAGGUGGUAGUGUACCCUGGAGCAGGGCACUAUCUGGAGCCUCCCUACUUCCCUCACUGCCCCUCUUCGCUGCAUUUACUGGUUGGUUUUCCGGUGGUCUGGGGAGGGGAACCCAGGAGCCACGGGGAGGCGCAGGUGGACCUGUGGGGCAGGAUACAGGCAUUUUUUAUAAAGCACCUUGAUGGAGAGAGCACCUCCAAGGCUAGGCUCUGAAACAGCACCACGGAUAACACUGAGGAGCCAAUCUGGAAAAAGAUUUCAACAGGUGAAGAAGGGCUUUUACCCGAAAUGUCCUGAAAAUAAGAUUGAUUAAUCUUUUAAACUUUGUGUACAUUUUGUAAAAUUGCAGUUUUGUAUAUAUAUAUAUAUAUAUAUAUAUAUAUAUAUAUAUAUAUAUAUAUAUAUAUAUAUAAGCUCAAAGAGCCAGCUGCCCAACGUUUCGAUAUGUUGUACAUAUCUUUCUCAGGGGAGCCACAUAUAUAUAUAUAUAUAUACACACACACAUAUAUAUAUGUAUUUAUAUACAUUGUCACUGUUUAUUAUACAGCUUUUUUCUUGCAUUAGAAUUGUAGUGAUUCAAAAUGGGUUCUUUUUGUAAAAGUUCUGAUGCCACCUUUUGAAUGUAAACAACAAUCUCUUUCUUACUUUCACCUGAAGAGACCUUGAGGUCUUGAAAGCUUGUGAUUAAUUAUUAUUUAGUUAGUCCAAUAAAAGGUAUCACAUCUCCUCCUCUUUGUCUAUCAUCUCUGGAUUAAUACAGCUGCCAUUCCAUCUAUCAAUUAAGAAAACAUACAAAUUGAAGUGUCCCCUUUGACUUUGGACAAACCUUUUGGAUUGGAACUAUUCGGUGCUACCCCGACUGCUUCAUUCAUCCUUUUUGUGAAAUCAAAUUGUUCUUAUUAUUACCUUCUCAAUGUAACUUUUUGUAACAUUAACUGUUUGAUUUUCUGUUCACAAAGAUUGUUACAAAUUGCACUUUGGAGUAAAAAUCUUAAUAAAUAUGGCCCAUUUCUA
Messenger RNA from Acipenser ruthenus (sterlet), 2216 nucleotides. RefSeq names its product acyl-coenzyme A thioesterase 1-like. Lineage: Eukaryota; Metazoa; Chordata; Actinopteri; Acipenseriformes; Acipenseridae. The transcript is spliced from 3 exons. Gene Ontology annotation, molecular function: fatty acyl-CoA hydrolase activity. The record is from RefSeq and is a predicted model, not a curated record. Gene Ontology annotation, biological process: fatty acid metabolic process; acyl-CoA metabolic process. The coding region runs from base 60 to 1415 and encodes 451 amino acids.